AUGGAUAUCUUUAAGUGUAAAUAUCUAACGCAUGAAAAUGAAGAAAUUAUGGGAUUUUGUUUAAAUUAGAGGUGUUAAAAUGUAACUCAAUAUUGUUAUUUAUGUUUAAAUACUACUCAUUAAGAACAUUUCAAUGAUUGCAUAAGAUUCACUAAGUUGAUCUUAUUUAUGAAUGAAUGCAUGCAAGUUUACAACCAAUAAAGGAAAUAAAUAGAAAAAAAACUAAACAAAUUUAAAAUAAUUUUUAUAGAUUAAAAAAAAUGGAUCAGGAAAUUAAUAUAUUGGAAAAUAUGA
Paramecium pentaurelia is the source of this 294-nucleotide messenger RNA. The record is from the annotation of a GenBank genome assembly. Lineage: Eukaryota; Ciliophora; Oligohymenophorea; Peniculida; Parameciidae.